Molecule: messenger RNA, 794 nt
Organism: Drosophila rhopaloa
Lineage: Eukaryota; Metazoa; Arthropoda; Insecta; Diptera; Drosophilidae
Product: EF-hand calcium-binding domain-containing protein 1
Exons: 3
Coding region: 105-767 (220 amino acids)
Molecular function (GO): calcium ion binding
Source: RefSeq, a predicted model, not a curated record
CGUUCAUCAUUUUCAGCAACCAAUAAAUCAAAACUCAAAAAAAAAAAAAAAAUAAAAAAAAUACAUAAAAAAUAUUAUUUUGUAAAAAAACAAAGUAAACCACAAUGAAUCGCAUUGACCUCACGCUAGAUGACAUGGCCAACAACAAGUUUCUCACAAUAUACAAUAGUCUGAUCAAGAGCUUCACCGCCUCCACGGAUUUCUCUUCCAACGAUGUGGUGAGCUUGCUGAUCGUGUUCUACAAGUACACGCUCAACAACGGAACCCGCAUGAUGUCCACUCAGCAGCUCUACAAUCUAUUCCUCGUCAGUUUUGGCAUCUUCGACGUAAGCAUUAUCGAGCGUAUUUCGAUGAAUAUCACGAGGGACGGUCGAUCCGUUUCUCCAGAGGACUGGAUGGGACUGUUCUCCGUGUUUUUCACCGGAAAUCUGGAGGAGCGAAUGAAAUUCGCAUUUGAGGUUUAUACAAGUGCUGGUACAUUGGUUCUAAAUCGUGAGGUGGUCGGCUUGGCUAUUGAGAAAUUCUUUUACGGCGAUGAUGAUGAUGAGAUCAAAGAACUCCGAGCGGACAUGUGUGAGUUUUUAUUCGCAAAAUUCGACACGGAUAAAGAUGGCGUUAUAGCGUUCGAAGAGUAUGCCGAAAUUGUCCAAAAUCAGCCUGGACUGCUCGAGUUUUUAGGGAAAAUAUUCCCAGAUGAUAAGGACCGAUCAUUGGUGGCUUACUGCCAUAACAUUGAGUCAAUGUUUCCACCAGAGGAUGGGUACUAAAUAAAGCGCUUUUCUUUGUGAAACAAA